Messenger RNA from Penaeus monodon (black tiger shrimp), 390 nucleotides. RefSeq lists its product as uncharacterized. The transcript has 3 exons. The coding region runs from base 1 to 351 and encodes 116 amino acids. The record is from RefSeq and is a predicted model, not a curated record. Lineage: Eukaryota; Metazoa; Arthropoda; Malacostraca; Decapoda; Penaeidae.
AUGAGUAUUUAUGAUGUCUUUCGAAGUCUAGAACUGGAAUACACUGAAGAGCCAGGGUCAUGGACAGACGUCUGUAAAAGUAGAUUUGUCUGUGAAGUUCAUCGUGAGUUACCUGAUCUAUGGCAAGUUACUCAAACCUGUGCUGCUCUCAUCAGGUCGUCUCUAGGGAAGGGUCCACAAGAGAACACCAAUUUCACAUUGUACAUAGAGGCUGCACAGCAAGGGUUCCAAGGUUCCGAUUGCGGAGAUUCCUACAAAGACUGUUACAUGAGGCAAAUCCCCAUCAGAUUAUCAUUGCAAGAGGCUUUAGGCAUUUACUUCGGGAACACAACUGAGGUUAUAUACAGCUAGAAAAUAUUAAUUUGAUAUUAAAGACAAGAUAAAAAGGAA